AGGGAAGGCAAAUGCGGAAGGUCUGGAAGAGGACAAAUUUAGAGAGCUUCGAUCAUCGCAACAGCGUUAAAUACAACUUAUAAGGGACAAAUAUUCUCUCUUCUAUCUUCUUCGGGGGUGUCCUUCUGCUAAGUCGCAGAACAUAUGGAAAUCUGACGGGAGACUUGAGAAAUGAGUUCAUCUCCGUACAACUGGCAGUCAGAGAAAACUUCUGUGCAAGACGCGAUUUCCUUCCUCUUUAACAACGAGGUCUUGAGCGAUGUACACUUUAUGGUAGGAAAAGGCACUCAAAGGCGUCGAAUUCCCGCUCAUAAGUUUGUACUCGCUGUAAGAAGUGCUGUCUUUGAUGCUAUGUUUAAUGGUGGAAUAUCAACGCAGUCAGACGAAAUAGAGGUGCCCGACGUUGAAUAUUUAGCUUUCCAAUCAUUACUUCGCUUUUUGUACACUGACGAGGUGCAAAUUGGACCUGAAACGGUGAUGACGACGCUUUAUACCGCUAAGAAGUACGCUGUACCAACCCUGGAAAACGCUUGUGUGGAUUUCUUGAAGAAGAACUUGAGCGCGGACAACGCGUUUAUGUUACUGAGCCAAGCCAGGCUCUUUGAUGAACCCCAGUUAGCGACCCUGUGUCUUGAAUGCAUCGACAAGCACACUGCUGAGGCGCUUGCAGCUGAGGGAUUUACCGACAUCGAUUUUGACACAUUUUGCGUGGUAAUGCAAAGGGAUACUUUGUCAAUCCGCGAAAACCUACUGUUCGCUGCUGCGUUGCGAUGGGCCGAACACGAGUGUCAAAGGAGGAGAUUACCCAGCACUGCAGAAAAUAAAAGAAAUGUUCUUGCAAGAGCCUUGUACAUGAUUCGUUUCCCCCUUAUGAGCCUUGAAGAAUUUGCGGCUAGUGCUGCCCAGUCUGGAAUCUUAACAGACAAGGAAGUUGUCAGCUUAUUCCUUCAUUUCACAGUGAACCCUAAACCUCAGGUUCAGUUUCUUGACAGGCCACGUUGCUGUUUGACUGGCAAGGAGAAGGCAGUAUGUCGUUUUCAAAAAGUUGAGAGUCGCUGGGGCUACAGUGGCACAAGUGACCGGAUACGUUUUAACUGUAACAAGAGAAUCUUUGUGGUGGGCUUUGGCUUGUAUGGGUCUAUGUAUGGUCCAAGCGACUACCAAGUUACUAUUCAGGUCAUUCAAACUGAGACAGACAAGAUCUGUGGUCAUAAUGAAACUGCAUUCAGCAGUGAUGGCAGUGACAAUACUUUUCGUGUUAUGUUUAAAGAGCCAAUCGAGAUUCUCCCUGGGGUAGGUUACACUGCUAGUGCAACUCUCAAGGGACCUGAUUCACACUAUGGUACUUCAGGAGGAAAGAAAGUUGUCUUUGAAACAGAGCAGAAGGAGAAGUUAACUUUCCAGUUCUCAAAUGCCACAGGAAAUAAUAAUGGAACCUCUGUGGAGGAUGGGCAGCUUCCUGAAUUAAUAUUUUACACAUGAUAGAAGAACAAGAAACUGUAUAGGCAUCAUUGUAUGCGCAUUGCAGGUUACCUGUACCUGUAUGUUAUUUUUGUAAGUAGCUGUGAUUCUACAGACAUUGUUAGUAAUGAUUUUGCAACAAGAUAGCAGAGCCAUGUGCAUAUUCCUGACAGUGAACUAGGAUUUUGGAGACCCCUAUACCUGUAGUUUUCUCUUUUUUUACCCUAUCACAGCUUUUUGUUGAUUCCUGUCUUUAUUUGAAUGUUCUGUGGCUCAUAGACUCACUAUAAAAGAUGCUGGAGAAACAGAAAAAAGUAUUGAAAACUUUGGCUCUUGAACUGACACUUGUGACUUCUACUUGUGGUCAUCCUGGUUCAUGUAAUGUGUUGAGCAAAUAUAAAUAUUGUAAUGCUUUAAUAAUUACGCCAGAUAAAGAUAGAUUUACAUUAGAUAACAGAAGGAAGUAAUGUAUUAAAGAUUCUGUAAGGUUGACUGACUUAUCCCAAUAGGCGGGACAUCUAAUAAGAAAUAUACUGACAGUCAAACAAAGUAACAGAUUGGUAGCUAUAAAUGUGGUGAGGAUCUAGGUAUGGAUAACAUAGAAAUAUGUGUAUGCCAGGGGGUUGGGAGGAGGGGGUGAGUUAGGCGGGAUGUAACGGACUUCAUAUGAUGGCAUUUGAGUGAUGAGUGUUGCAUCCUGCAUUGGAUGGGACAUACAAAUGGAAACAUGAAAUGUCUAGAUAGAGAAUUGAAAACAGCUUUGUUUGUUUUGUUUUGAUCAUCCUUAUGAGCUUAUCAAUCUGCACAUGUUUUUUGCCAUGUUGCUUCCUGAACCUUAAAAGAUAAUGAGUGGCAAAGAAACUUUACUGUUGAAAAUUAGCAGCAAGUAGUUGUAUUAAAAAGCAUAUAGGCAGAUUUUCAGUUGUGAGAUAUUGACUUGUCUACUUGGAAAAGUAUGUAGAUGUUCAAUCGGGGGUUAAAAUAACAAAAAAGUACUGCAUUUCUUUGGUAAGUGUUAGAGGGAAUCUGCUACUUCAUGUACAAAGCAGAUGCUUUUGUAGCUACAUAUAUUGUUAUUAAAACAAAUUGUUGUUUCAAAGGAAAUUGACAUGAUGUCAUUAAUUCUGUUUCUUACAUUUAUAUUAAGUCGUCCUUCCCUUUACAAAUUAGCUUCUUGUGCUUGUGCUCUUUGGACUUUUGCAGUCAGUUGAAAAUUGUGUGACAACCAAGCCUAAAGAGCAUCUGUGCAGGAGGGUGGGUCAUUAAUAAGGGACGAUAUUUUAUUGCAAGUUUCUUUGGUAGUUUGGACAUGUAAAUACUAUUAGGUAAUACAACUGUAGAGGAAAUAGAAAUAAACACUUUUUUUGUUGUUUGGUCAUA
This is a messenger RNA of Orbicella faveolata, 2841 nucleotides long. Its product is annotated as BTB/POZ domain-containing protein 2-like. Gene Ontology annotation, molecular function: protein binding. Gene Ontology annotation, cellular component: cytosol. The record is from RefSeq and is a predicted model, not a curated record. Lineage: Eukaryota; Metazoa; Cnidaria; Anthozoa; Scleractinia; Merulinidae. Gene Ontology annotation, biological process: neurogenesis.